GCUCCUCCUCGAUUUACAAAGAAACCUCCGUCUUCCGUUGUCAUCAAGGAUGGCAGCAGUGUGACAUUCAGUUUUUCAAUAUCCGGGUACCCAAAACCCAAGGUAACGUGGUCUAUGAAAACCAAAACCCAAGAAAACCAAACGCGUUUUAGGGUACUAGCUGACAAGUUUGAGAUGAGCGAUGUCCGCUUUGAGGACGAGGGAGUAAUUACAAGCCGCGCCGAAAAUAUAUUUGGUAUUCAAGUGACCGAAGUAAAAAUAACUGUUAAAGGUGAGUAGGCAUAAAUUAAGCGUGUGACACUUGAUGCAGACAGUCAGUAUAUCCUCGUGGCUGCAGAUUGUUUUUCCUAUGAAAUGAUGGCGUUUUCAGCACGUUUAGCACGUUUUGUCCUUUUAUGAACUCCUUCGUGAUUGUCCACAGACUUACGACUGCCACUUCUUUAGGCAAGAUUUACCCCGGCGCUUCAUUUUGUUAUUUUACCCUGCAGGUGCGCCUAGGUUCCCCAAUUCUCCUCCUGUACAAGUGCAUGGCUACUUAAGUAAAGAAACAAGGGUUCAAUGUGACCCCCUGGGGAACCCCACCCCCAAGAUUGAAUGGACCAGAACUCCCUCAGCACCACUCUCUCGAGGACGCAGUGAGGUCAGACAAGACGGACUUUAUAUUAAAAACACAGAGAGUGAGGACAAAGGCAUCUACACAUGUAUCGCGGCCAACGAAUUUGGAAGGGACAUUCAAGGGGCACACCUCAAAGUCAACUCAUUCAGUAAGUGACAAUGUCAAAAGCCCAUCAGGUUUUCCUGGAUUCAUAUUCGAACUCAUCAAUUAAGAGGAUUUUCUCAGUUAUAUGUUUUAGCAGAAUGCCUCAGUGAUAUUUUAAGAGUGUGUCCGUGAGAGAACCAGGCAGAAGGUGAUAAUGCUCAAAUGACGAAUUUUGCUCAAACUUGGCACAAUUGAUGGGUGUGGUCAGAUAUUAACCUGGACAAAAAAUGAGGUCGCAAUAUUGAAUUCCCUGGGAUUUACAGGGACCCCCCCUAAAAACGACAAAAUCUACUCAUUUUUGCAUAAUUAAUUAGCUGACUUUGGUUUGGCUGUUCAACAAGAAGAAAAGACAACUUCAAAUCUAAUCAACUUUAAAAUCUUCUAUGUUUAUCAAACUUAAUGCUCAGUAAUUUAUUUUUACUCUCUAAUUCGAUCUCUUCCUAUUAUUUAGCCUAAAGUAAGGACAUCUUCUCACUGUUUUGACCAAACCCUAAAUUUAAGGUAUUUUAGUGGCUAACAUCUCCCAUGAGCAACAACCUAUGUACUUAUUUCUCACAUAUUCUUUGAAAGACAUCUUUAAGGUUAUCAAAUCAAUCAUAAAAUAUUUGGGCAAUCUCAUACUUUAUCAAUAAUGACGUAUUAUGUACAUCUGACUUGACGCUUAUUUGUCAUUUGACCAAAAUUGGACGAAACGUAACAUUCGUUUUUUUAAACAAAAAUAGCACAAAGUUGGCGAGAAGUCACAAAUCAGAUGCGUCAUUAUCGAUACUAAUAGCGGAAUUGUUAGAACGUGUCACCUGAGGCAUGUUUCCUCUGUUAUUUAUGGACGUUUGGAUGGAUAUUUUAUGGAACGCUUGAGUAAACACAAGGAGCAAAAGAGUUAGUUCAAAACUUCGAUCGGUCCAACUUGUAGGUGAAACAAGACCCAACAAGGUCAAAAGAUAGUGAAUAAAUGUUACAUACACGUCUCUCAGGUGCUUUAGUCCAGAUUUGCUGCUCCAGUUUCGUCUGGUCCUUUGUGGCGUUACUUCGUGACGAGGUAAUAAAAUCGAAACAUCUUGAAACAUUGCAGAAUUAAAAGUGUCGGCUUUUCUGACCGAACAUUCGAAGUCUUUGAAAUAAGUUGUAGUCAGAAAGAACAAAAUCAUUCUCAAAGGACAAGAAGGAUCACUGACAAUCCGUCUAUAUCUACAGAAAACAACCACCUGCUCGAACACCCUCCACCUUUGACUUUAGACUCUGCCAAAAAGAUGAAAUCCGUGACGCCGGACUACCGGACUCCGGAAUGCGGAAUACGCUAUCUAUUGUUUGUACGCGCCAAUAUCCUGUUAUAACUGGUGUGUUGAAAAUAGGUUGUGAAAGUCGUGUUACUUGAAAUUUUGAGUUUAUUCGAUGUUGACAUUAAUUACCAUGAUAAUAAUGGUCCAUAAUAGCCCUUUUUGUAGUCAGACCGUGCUGUGCACUUUUUAGACAAUUAAUGACUUGCCACUGGGUAUAAUUACUUACUUACUUGUAUUUUAAUCCUCGUAGUCUUACAACUAUACAGGUUGGUAUCUGUAUCUGGGUAUAUUAUUGACUACAAGAAUAUAAUAUAAUAACCGUUUAUAAACGUGUUGAGGAAAAACUUCUGAGGAAUACAAAAGACCCAAAAGGGGGCACUAAUACAUUGCAAAAAAAGUCGGCUAGACUUCGUUGGCUAUAAGGGAGGUGUAAAAGAACAGUUUCUUGAACACAGACUAAUACACUAUAUUCACUUCUCAUUUAAGCUGUCAUGCCAUUUGCGGAUUCAUACAGUAGAUUAAGUUCUCUGAACGGACACUCUCGUAUAUAGCGAAUAGCUCUACUUACGACCGCCAUCACAAAAUCCCGUUUCAACUCCCACACAAACUCUGGAUUUUUACAUUCCCGUAGGCGGCCGCGGACACUUAAAGGGUUUACCGGCGAAUUAGAUGUUAGCUUUGAUUUAAAGCUCUCCUAAGCAGACACUCGAAAGAAAUCUUAUCCGCCUCUGAAUGUUGUUUUUUUUUUUUCAUAUUAUGUCCACAGUCAUAUGGCUGUUUGUAACUGUUAUGAAUCAUUCUUAUAUAUCCGUUUCAGAGUUACCGUUUUUUCACAUACUCGUCCGGUUACACUUGAAAAUACAAACUGAAUUGUAUGCUUUUACCUAAAUUACAACAAGGCAAGAAUAUCAGCGUAACCAUACACUAAAAAACAGUUUUUUGCUAUUGACAGUGUUAAUUUGUAGCUGGGAGGAGCUUCCGUAAGCGGCCAUCUAACCUUUACACCACUUUUAAAGUGGCUGAAUUCCACUUGCAUAACUAUGCUGCAUACUCCAGUGAAUUAAGGAAUGGGUCCUCGUUACAUACGGGGUUUUAUGACUUGAUCUUGUUUUUUCCAGUAUCUUCCUUUAUUUUAAUCUUAAACCGCUGUGUUUAAGACCAGAACCACUUUGGACCUUAAACACUUUUUUUUUUUAGAUCACGUGACCAGCCACGCCCAUAAUUAUGCAAAAUUUCGACUUUGCAGAUUACACCAGUUUACUGAAUGUGACAACAAUCGUUUUUUCUUCCAUAAUAUUUCAUUUACAGGAAAAUAAGCUAAAUUAAUCGGGGAUUUGUGGAAUGAUCCAUUCCUUCGUAAUUAUUAGAUAAUUUUCUCUCGUCCCAGUCUCCCUCUUAACAAGAAACGUUAUAGUUUACAAAACGUAGAUAAUUUAAGAAAACCCCGAUUAAUUCCAUAAACUUUGUGCCAAUAGUCAUUGACAAAAAGUGAAUUAAAUUACAAGUGUUAUUUAUAAAGUGGUGUAAAUUUGGAUUGAAAUAAAAAGCCAAAAAAUGGGUGUGGCAAGUCACGUGACACAGAUAAUAUAUAAGUAAUAAUGAAAAAUGAAUGCUUAUGAGGAGUAGAUAUUGAAUUUAAAAUAUUAAUGCGAAAGGUAAAAUCCCUACUAAAACAGACCACCCCCCUCCAAAUUUGCAGUGCCCCAUUCCUUAAUUCACCGGAGUAUGAGAUUCAUUCUUGUAAGCGGCCAGAUCCAGUUAAGGACACCUUUUUCUCGUCCCGAGGGCGCCCUCGUACGAGAGCUUCCACUGUAUUACAAUUUUAGGAUUUCUCUUACAUUUUAACAAAUUUCUCUUAACGAGGCACAGUCGAACCUACGUGCGACCACCCAACUUAAGUGACCACUUCCCAAUAAGCGAUCACUUAUUCAACACACCAAAUAUAUUACCAAGUCAAAGCGCUUGUAGUUGGAACCUCCUGUAAACGAACACAUCCACAUCCAGUAAGCGACCGCGACCACCUUUUACGAUGACAGUCUGAUUGAGAAUUUUCCAUGAUGAAAUGGUCUGAUCUCUGUGUUCCCCGUAUCUCCUAAGCUACUCGGAGUAUGAGAAGAACUUUAGAAACAAAUUAGAUUUAUCUAUAGUAUAUUGUAACUUAAAAAUUGCAUGCAGUACAUUCACUCCAAAAAGUAGAUGUGUCAGCACUUUUCCUCGUUAAAGACCUCCUGCAGUUCGACUCUCGUAAAACCCAAAUUUUCCUUGGGCAACCCCAUGGGCGUUAUUUACUGGGUGUCUUCCGACCACGCACGGACCGGAACAUCAAAUGUCUGUAACUUAAUUGUUGUGUCUGUCCAUAAUUCAACAUCUUCCUGCCUCAGCACGGCACACGGCUGGGCACUAAACUGGUUUUGGCGCCCAAGAGUACGCAAAAAGGCCCUUCCGAGAUCGAUGUCUAGGACGCGAAAUUGACCUUAACUGGGUAGGGUGAGAAAUUUGAAAUCGAAGUAUUACAGUUCAAGUAUCUCUCGGAGGGAAUGUGGGAAGGGUGUUAAACAUAUGGAAGCGGUUGUUUACGAAAAAAUAUCUAACUCAAUGUGAAAGUGUGGUGUAUUUUGAAUUCUACUUGGGAACAUUAGUGCCUCAGUUAGGCUUUAUAAGACCCCCAAAAGACCGUGCGAGAUAAAAAAUUCACUGUUUAUGACAGUCAAAUCCGGUGCCAGCAGGGUAGGGCAUUUGUACGCAAUUUGGACACUCCCCCGGGGAGAAGGGACUCCAGUAUGAAAAAAAAAAUGAAAUUCUUGUCGGAAGCCAAUAUGGACGUGUCUCACGCUUUAUUUGUGUCUUUGAACUGGUCUGCACCAACAUCCGGCUCUUCACUUCGCUGCUAUUUCAUGUGCAACUAAAAUAGAAAAAAUAGCUCUUUCCAAAACACGAAGACAAAGCGAUUUCUAUCUCCGAGUUUGAGAAGACAUGGGAUCAUUUAUAAUCAUGGUCUGAAUAAAGUUGCCAAUAGAUUUGGAAUUCUAAAUUAUUUAUCAGCAUACAAUAACAAUAAAAUAAUCUCAGAGAAUGUCGGAAAGUCAUUUUGUUCACUGAACUCUGGCUCCUGGCUCCUGGCUCCUGGCUCCUGGUCCCUGACUCUCGAUACGAUGUUUCCGUAUGGUGACAACCGCUGCUUAAAAUUGCGGCCUCCAUUUAAUGUCAAAGAUGUCGGACGUUUGCAACAUGUGAAUUGAGCUACAACAGUGGCAGAAAUAAUUCUUUCAAUGGGUUAAGAAUCGGCUUUCUACCUUUCGUAUUGUUUUGUCCUAAAACAACUUGAUUUGGAUUUUGGUGCGUAAACUGAUGGCUAAGGAAUUUUAGUCGUAAGGCGAGUCACGACGCUGAACUACGCUGAACUGGACAUCGAAGGUGGCAUGAAGAACAAAUCAAAGCGGGCACAAACUAGCAGUUGAGACAUAUAAGAGAUACGAAUAUGGAUUUUAUUGAUCGUUUAUAUUGUUUUUAGGGCGAAAUUGUUAAAGUAAGUAGAACUGUGAAUUAAAUCUUUGUAUGUUGUUUUUACUUGAAAAGAUCGCGUAUAUAGCUAUCAAAAAUCAUCGUUAGCGUUUCUUACACAACAAUUUUUAUGAUUUUGCCCUUAUUAAUGUUAAAUCAUUGUCUGAUGAGUUUUUUUGUUCGAUUUCUCCUCAUUCAAAGGCAAACACACGAAUAUUGUGAAGGCCUGAAUUUUGAUGAAAUAUGCAAAAGUCGUUCAGUCACAUGAACAGUUUAUGUCAACACAUGGAAGAAAGUGAAUUGCCCAAACUUUUUAUGAUCUUUUUCUCAACUUAAGUGAUGGCUUUAACUACUCAUGCAAAAGUUAUAAAGAUAAGCGGUUGCUCAUCAGAGAUAUUUGGGUAUAAAAACCCUAAUUUUACGUUUUACUCAAAACUUGGAAAUGAUGACCCAACUUAUGGGGGCUAAGAGGGGGGAAAUCGAAUCGGCGGCUUUAAACAGUUUAUUGUGCUUAAAUUCUUAUGAUGUCAGAUUAUCUCUCAGUGCAUUUAAGUUCCAGGUGGCUUUUCUGUUUGUUGCACUGGCAUCGUAAAGUUAGCUAAUUAAUUAUGCAUAAACGGGCAAAAUGGCGAUUUUUACAAGGGGAGCCCGGAUCUCCCAGGGAAUUUAAUAUUUUGACCGGACAUUCUGUCACAUAAGUUAACUCCUGAUACCUAACAUUUGUGCCACGUUUAAGCGAAAUCGGUGAUUUGAGCAUUAUCACCCCCUGCCUGGUUCUGCCUGGUUUUCUCAUAGACACACUCUUCAUGUGCUCUGGCAGGCUUUGUUAACUUUAAGUUCAUUAAAGAGCCAAAAUGGCUCUUGGUAUUUUGGUUAUCUGUCAAAUUUGUUUUCGUGACCUCGCCAGAACAUGCAUCUCUGUUUAUCCAAGUAAGACCGGGCUCCAUGUAAGUGUUCUUUUUGCCUUUACUAAUAUGGCUAUGCACUUUUAGCAAUUACCAAGGGGCCUUAAAAUCAAAUGAUGAUAUAAAUAUUAUUACUUGUUUAGUAAGAGAGUUUAUAAACAUGGAUUUUCCUAUUAAAUACCAGAAUUAUAUGGGAAAGAGGGUAAUUGGCAAGAAGACUAGGCUACUGGGGCCACUGUUCGUACAGCUAAGGCUGGAUCAAGGCAUAAAAUUGAUGAUCUUAAUACGCUUAUAAUGGUCUUAAGUACUUUGGCUUAUAUGUGUUCUAUCAAUACAAAGAACCACCUACGUUUACCACACCACCACCAGAUGCAAUCAACGCCUCAGGUAUCAGAGAACUGGUCCGAGUCAACUGUUCUGCUACAGGUGCUCCUCUACCAAACAUCACUUGGUACAAGAAUAACGUCACCAUACCCUCCACCUAUUAUGCCAACUCAGAUGAAGUCACCGGCGAGCUCCUGAUUGAUCAGUUCCAGCCCUUAGACCAGGCCACGUAUACUUGUAUUGCUCAUAACAUGUACAAGGAUGAAGUAAAGACAAGUACAAAGAUAGGUACUAUGCUCAUCCAAUUAACAUUAUCUUCAUUUAAGUCUCUGACGAAACCUGCACUAUUGCUACUUAAUACAUUUAAUACGUCCUUGAACAACAGUUGAUGAAGAGGACUUUGUUCGUCAUUGUCACUCACAUGUAAACAAGCCUUGAGAUGAGCAAAAGAUCAGAGAUACAGUAAAAACCCGUGAAUAGGAACCUUAAAAUUAAGAACCUGUUAGCCUAAAAUUUGCCAUUUAUACCCUCUAUAAACAAGAACCCAUUUAGCCAAGAAAAUGAAAAACAGGUUCUUACUUUUUAAAAUCAUAUUAGUGAAAUGCAGCUGCAAAGCUGUGCAAGAAUCUUGUUUAGAAAAUAAGGAGAUUGGCAUUGCUGUGCAAAUAAAAGUGCUAAUUUUAUUAUUGAUGUAAUAAAAAAAUAGAGUGUAAGAGGUUAAUAUUGUUGUAUCACAUUUUGAAAUUGAAAAAUAGGCUGAUUACCAUCUUGUUUUGUAGCUUGAUUUUUUUUUACAGCAAUAAGAACCUAUUUAAGAACCUAAAUAGCCUAAAAUUGUGUUAACUACCAGUUAAAUAAGAACCUGUUUAGGCUAACUCCAGAAAAUGUAGGUUCUUACUCGCGGGUUUUUACUGUAACAUUGAUUUUUUUUCUCGAAAAGUCCUCUCCCAUCCAACCGUAAAUACACCAUAAUAAUAAUAAGAAGAAGAAAGUUCUUUUUACAGGUGGUUUAUGUCACAUAACGUGGUUUUCAAGAGGGCUCUGCAUAAAAACUAAAAACUACAGUACUAAAAAUAACAAAAUAUUAAAAUAGAUGAACUAAAAAGUGUUACACUAAGCGAACUUAUUAAGAAUUAAAAUGUUUAAGUAAUAAAAUUUUAAAAGCAUUAUAAGGUAGACAUCUCAUGUCUUCUGGAAGGGAAUUCCAGUCUGUCAAUGCACUUUUAAAGGAUCUGAGUAGACCCCAGUUCGUGUUUGAUCUAAUAGAUCUAAUAGUUUCCUUGGCGCGGGUGUUAUGGCUAUGAUAGUCUAAGCCUCGAAUAAUCAUACUGUUUCUUUCACUGUCAUUACUAAAAUUAUGCACCGUUGCAUUAAUCUCCUGGUUGAAAAAUUCAUCCAGUUCAGUUCUAGAAGUGCUUGAGUUAAAGAAGAAUGCGUCGCUCGAUCCAGAGCUAGGUUGGCUGCUUUAUUCUGAAGAACUUGGAUAAAAUCCAUUUUAACUUUGUUAUCUUUGUUACCCCAUACGAUACUUGCAUAUUCAAGAAUAGGAAUGACCAUUGUUGAGACAUAGAUCCAUCUAGCAUAAACUGGGAGAAGAUGCUUCAUUCCUUUUAAGACACCUAGUCUCUUUGCUAUUUUACUUUGUAGUUGUUCAAUGUGGUCAUGUCAAGUAAGAUCCUGGUUUAUGAUCACUCCAAGAUACUUGAAUUUGGCAACGUUCUUCAAUUGAUCAUUGUUGGCUACGCGAGCUAUGUCAUUAAAUUGACUUAGUUUGUUACGUCCUCCAAUGACCAUAAACUUCGACUUAGUAACGUUUAGUGUCAGCUUAUUGUCAUGUAACCAAGAUGUAAUAGCUGCCAAGUCUGCAUUGAGCUUUGAUUGCAAAUUGGUUGGUGAGUUCUCAUGACAAUAAAAUGCCAUGUCAUCAGCAAACAUCGUCAUCUUUGAGUGCUGCAGUUCAGAUUGAAUGCCAUUAAUAUACGCCAAGGAUAACAAUAGUCCCAAAAUGCUGCCCUGUAGUACUCCCAUGGUGAUUUUUUCUUUGGGAGACGAUGCAUUAACACACAUCGUUUGUUGAACUCGACCAGAGAGAUAUGAGCGGAACCAUUCCAAGCUUUUCCCUGCUACUCCGAGUGACUUGAGCUUGUUGAUGAGGAGCAGACCGUAAGAUGUCUUCAUCAUAGUUUCACACAUGUUCCGUGCGCGAAUUUUUCAUUUUGAAACAAAUAAUAGAGUAUAUCCAAUGGAAAAUUUUUUGGAGCCAAAACCGACAAACCAAGCAAGGUUGCUCUCGUAGGCUAUGGAGAACCUGGAAAACUAACUUCUUAGAGCAAGGGCAUUGAGCAAUGAAACCAAAAUCAACCCACAUAUGGCUUCCUUGCCGUGAUUCGAAACCGAGGGAGAUUGAUGGGAAAAGAGGCUUCUUACCACUGAGUCAUGACUCUUUUUUUUUUAGCAUUGUCAAUCUCAAGCAGCUUGUACUAGAUCAGAGCCAAUUUAACUUUCUUGGCUGUUUUCUAGUCUUACCCAGCAGCGGUGACCCAGGCAAACCAAAAAAUUCAGCUGUUGUUAUUCAGAGUGAGAACCACUGGGCAGGGCAAUAUGUCUGGUACUUCUGUAAUCCAGGAUAUACUAUGAUUGGUCCAGCUAUCAAGAGAUGUUUCCCAAGCGGAAAGUGGACUGGAUAUACACCAAGAUGUGAGUGAUACAUAGAAUAUGAGCGGCGAUCUGCACGAUGAGCCCUCAAACGUCAAGCUCGUGAAACUGAUUUUCAGGUCCUCCUACAGUUUGAGCUGUUUAUGUUAGUGAGUAAAUUCAGUAAGGAAAAACUUUUCAUACAGACCAUCAAAGACGGGAGAUACUUCUGUACCAGGGUAUAGACACUCAUUACGUAACAUUUCUUUUUUUGUAUUGUUCAGUGUUUAGACCGUGACAAAACACGACUUGCAAGUUUUCAAUAUGUCAGUCUUCGGCCAUGUGACCAUGGUAACCAGAGAUUUCUGAACAUCCCUGAGUUAGUUAUGUAGGGCUGACUUGCGGGUCCAGAGCCUCGAUAUACUAUAAUAUAUCCUAUCAUAAUAUUUGCCUACAAAAACUAAAAAUAAUAGACAAAAUACUGAUGGCUCGAGCUCCAUUCCAUACAGCAAGGGUGAAAAUUGUGUUGUUUGUUACUUUACUACUCUCUGUCUAUAAUCUGAGUUCCCUGAAGAAUGACUUUUUGUAUUCAAUUAAAAUAUAGUCAAUUUAAAAUGACCAUCUUGAGAUGACCUGGACCAAUGAAGUGGAAAAACCUAAUUUUUCUACUUUUGCAUAGUAGAAUAAGUUUUACUUCUCAUUUAUCCUAUUUUGUAGGUACGGAUAAACCGGAAUGCGAACAAUACUGGACCAUAGAUGACUCCACAAGACGUUAUGAUUUUAGGUCAGGAAAAACAAAGAGCGAUAACUAUCUACCUGAGGGAUGGUACAGAUUUAUAAUAGCCAAACAACUGUCCACAAGUUGCACAUAUCCGUCCGGCUAUUGUGAUGCUUCAAAUCAGGGAUCAUUACAGGGAAGUCAUCCGUCGGUCGAGGACGGGGUGGUAUCUCGGAAAGUAUGUUUUGGUUACUAUCAAAGUGGUUUUAGUUAUGGCCAGCGGAGACAAAACACCUGUUGUAAGCAAAGCACAUAUAUAAAGGUUCGCAACUGUGGUUCUUUCUAUGUCUACAAACUGAAGCCCACAUCAUAUAAUAGCCGUUAUUGUACUACGCAAUAUUAA
Porites lobata is the source of this 10525-nucleotide messenger RNA. Lineage: Eukaryota; Metazoa; Cnidaria; Anthozoa; Scleractinia; Poritidae. The record is from the annotation of a GenBank genome assembly.